Messenger RNA from Symbiodinium sp. CCMP2456, 1707 nucleotides. The record is from the annotation of a GenBank genome assembly. NCBI's taxonomy places the organism in Eukaryota, Dinophyceae, Suessiales, Symbiodiniaceae.
AUGAAGCUUGACAGCGCAGGAACCCGACUCUGGACCUAUCAGGGGGGAACCAGCGGGAGCGACAUUGCUUAUGCAGUUGUCAUGACCGCAUUGGGUGACGUUGUCACCGCAGGCCAGACCUACGGUGGGCUGGAUGGUUCACGUCUUUGGACGUAUCAGGCAGGGACCAGCAAUUUUGAAAGGGCCCUUGGAGUUGAUACCGAUGCAUCAGGGGACAUCGUGGUGGUAGGCUUCACUGCUGGAGGAUUGAACGGCAACUCGAACUCUGGCAACGACGAUAUGUUUGUCCUGAAGCUCGAUAGCUCACUUUCACAACAAUGGACCUAUCAGACAGGAACCAGUGGUGAGGACCAAGCCCUGGCAGUUCGAAUUGAUUCUUCUGGCGACAUAGUCGUGGUAGGGAGCAGUGUCACCGCCACUGCCACUCUGACAAUUAGCACUUCUUUGAGUGCCACCCUAACCACUGUCAGUACCACGAGGAGCACUGUCAGCGCCACUGCCACUCUUACAACGACGUCAGCCCCGGCCACGACAGAUGGCGGAGCCACUGCUGCUGCUGUGGAAGAAUUGGUGGCGGACACCAGUGCUUCCAGUAUGGACAUUGGCUUCGUUGUGCUCAUUGGAAUUGUCAGCUUAAUGGUUGGCGUGGGUGCGGGUGCAUGGGGAGUCAUGCGAAACGCCAGGGCCAGGGCAGCUGUGGCGCCUGAGCGCGGUCUGAAGCCCUGCGUGGUUGAGGUCGCCGUAGGCAAGCUGCCAAUCAGCCAGCCACAGCACUGGUCGGAUGAGCUCAUUCCGUUGGACCAGGGCUGGAAGCUGUAUCCUGUGGACGAUGCGACCUUGAAGGCGAUCAAGGCGAUGUUCACUGUCAAGUCUUCGAAAGAGCUUGGUAGGGGAGGAGGCGCCACGUCCUAUGACCGUGCAUAUUCCACCUUGGCAGUGCAUUGUGCUUGGCGAAUCCAACACGACUGCUGCUGGACCAAGUAUGCCGCUGAGCGAAACAAAGUGCUUUGGCACAUGAACCAGAUUCGAAGAGGAGGCAUCGCCUUGAAGCCUUGGACAAGCAGACUCGAAGACGCUAACCUGGCCAUGCCGGGGACGCUCUACACCGAGGAGGUGGGAGAGCGAUACCUGCUACAUGGAACCAAUCCAGAGCCUCUGCUGGAGGUCCUCCACCGGGGCUUCACCGAGAAGGCCAGUUUGAAAGGUCCUUUCGGAGCCGGCAUCUACUUGGCGGAAGAUCCCGAGAAGAUCGAUCAGCACACCCGCCCAGACGCGCGGACUUCAGGCUUGGAGGAUUUGCACCCUCGACUCUACCGCGCAUUUGGAAACAGACGCCCCGACGAGGAUAUGUUCUACUGCUUCAUUGUCCGAGCCUGCUGUGGGGCUUGCUUCCAAACGGAAGGCCUCGACAAAGAAGGGCUUCGAGAUAAAACGACGGGUCGGAGCGUCUUUCUGACCCCAGAACGUCGGGAGCUCUCCAGGGUGCCAGGCACUUCGCCAUCCUUUUCGUAUCACACGCUCCUUGUGAACCCGGGCACUGGGACAAGUCACAGCGCGCCCCUCCCCGCGACCCCUCACUCGCCCCGCCACUCGCCCCUCCGGGCGGUGGCCCGGGUGGUGGGGCGGGUGGCCCGCUUCCGGGAGAUUGUGGUUUUCGCAGGCGACCGUGUCUACCCAGAGUACUUGGUGGCAUACCGACGAGUGUGA